AUGGAGUGCUACUACACAUCUGAUAGUUGCGACAGUGACAGCAGAGAGCAAAAAACUUUAGACCUGUCCCAUAGGUUAUUGGACUGUGAAGCGAUAACGUCUGAAUUGGACAUCAUUAUCAACGAGAAGAAUUGCGCGGCUAAUUUUGAGACGAUCCUGCUUUACAACAACAGAAUAAAGGCAUUACCGAGAGCGCUCAAUUGGUUCUCAAAUUUAAAAAUUCUUGAUAUAAGCAACAACCGGCUCACUGUCCUUCCAGAUGUACUAAGAAAUUGUGCGCUGUCUUCUCUUAUAGCAAAACAUAAUAAUUUAACCAAUGAGUCGCUGCCAAAGUCCUUUUUCUCAUCAAUAAGUUCUCUAAAAGAACUUAAUUUAUGCGGAAAUCAACUGAAUGUAUUUCCCGAACAGGUACUAGAGUUAUCAUCAUUAAGAUAUCUUUAUCUUGGGGGAAAUAAUAUUGGAAAUAUACCAAAAGAUAUUUGGAAACUAAGCAGUUUGCGAAUACUUUCUAUUGCUGGUAACAAAAUUGCUGAAGUACCAGAAUCAGUGGGCGCACUGAAGACACUGCAGGCGCUGGUUCUAAGUGAUAAUCAAAUUGAACAGUUGCCUGCUAGCAUCGCCAACUUACACCAACUGCGAUCACUGCUGAUACAUAAAAAUAAAUUGAAAACAUUGCCAACGCAAAUAAUAAAACUAAAAUGUUUGACUGAAUUGAGUCUGCGAGACAAUCCAUUGGUGGUCCGUUUUGUGAGUGAUAUGGCAAUACAACCACCUUCCUUAUUGGAGUUAGCAGGACGUACUAUUAAACUUCACGAGGUGCCGGUGAGACCUGGCGAUGUUCCUCUUACAGUGAUCAAAUACCUUCAAUCCGCAAAUUGUUGUGUUAAUCCAAAAUGUAAAGGUGUGUUCUUUGACAACCAUGUGGAGCAUGUAAAAUUCGUUGAUUUUUGUGGGCGAUAUCGUAUUCCACUUUUGCAAUAUUUAUGUAGCUCUAAAUGCAUUACCGGCAGCUGGGAGAACCGAGAAACGGAAAGAAACCCGCCAACUCACAUGAUGCAGAAGGUGCUUUUGGGAUAA
Molecule: messenger RNA, 1077 nt
Organism: Pieris macdunnoughi
Lineage: Eukaryota; Metazoa; Arthropoda; Insecta; Lepidoptera; Pieridae
Source: the annotation of a GenBank genome assembly